UAAAAGUUAUAACCAAAACGAAUGUAAAUCUGUUUAAUGGCAUAUUUGCCUCCAGAGUAACACGUUUGGGUUGCUCUGGAAUGCCUCUUUCAGUCAAACACAAGCUGGAACUAAUGCACACAGUAACUCUCUGAAGCUCUAUGAAGGAAUACACUUUGCAAAACAAGCCGAACAGGUGGGCGGGACUUUUGAGGUUUCCCUUUGCCUUCACAUCUAUCAGGACGGUCACUGUGGCAUCUGAUCCCCCUCCCCCCGGCCAAUCAGAUGACAGCACAGCAAGCCCAAAUCUUACAUGAGUUGUGUUCUGACUGAGCAAGCAAGCACGCCUGCCUUCAGUAACCAGCUGAGAGGAAGUAGACUGAAAGGCAAAGCACAGAAGAGAGAGAGACAAGUGGGGAGGAACAGAAAGAAAGGCCUGCACUCCCUCAUUCCACGCAAAUAACCUUUCAACCCCUCACAGCAACAACAAGAACGACUCUAGAGCUCCGACAGAGAGGACGGAGAAACAGAGGAGGAGGAAAGGGCAGGAGUUCCUAGAAAGUAGGUGGUGUCUCUGGAAUGCCUGGCUCAGAAUGCAGCUGUUGAGCAGUCCACUCCUUUCAGGAGCCAAGGGGAGGCGUGAUUGGCCGCUGGCCUUAUCUGGGUGGAGCUGUAGGAGGGAUAUUACUUAUUCAUUGGCACGUUCUGCAAGGCCCCUCCCACCUCACUGACGCUCGGCCCUUGGCCCCUGUUAGCUGCCUGUGUAUUUGGGAAUGCUGUUGUUGCAUCAGAGGGGCAGUGUUGGAGAUGGCCAAACUCAGGGGCUAAGGUCAGGGUCAAGAUUCAAGGGUCAACACAACUCAGAAGCUGCAGGAGUGGAUGCAGAAGGACCUGAAGCAUAAGCUUUAUGCACUGUGGAAAUCAGCUUGUCCUAACUCCACACCUGACCACUGGAAACUAAAGCCUUUCAUCUAUGCGACGGGAAGCUUACUUUCGAUUCCACAGCCUUGUUGCACUUGUUCAGACUUCCUAGAACUCUCUGGAGCUAGUUUUUUUUUAUUAUUUAACACUGCACAACUUCCCCUGAAAAAGUCACCCAGCACAAACAAAGUCACUAUGCGUCACAUCCACGUGGACCUGGCUCGUAAAGAGCUUCCAGCCCAGGACGGGGAUCUACCUCUGCCUAGCACUCAAGGCGAGAGCCCUGAAUCUGAAGUACGUCGAGUCGUUCCCAGACCUUUUGGAGAAGAGGAGAUCAGGCUCCAGAAAGUCUACCAGCUAUCCAUCCUCUCCCAAAGAGGUGGUUUCGGGGAAAGUCAAGAGACUCUUCGGCCUGUCCGAGUAGGAAUGAAACGUAGCCCGAAGGGGAUGCCGGUUCCUGUCGCCAUUAAGCGUCCUGUCCAACAGGAUGAGGAUGAAGACGAUGAUGAGUCCGAUGGGGAGGUGUUGUGUGGCUCUGGGGUGGAACCACUUUUUUGCAACUCACUCCUUGAGCACAAAGACUCAGAAAUCCCUAGGUCACCUCCCCUUUCCCCUUCACAUCCACCGAUUCCUGGUCGCCGGCCAGCCCAGCACAACCACGACAGGCCCGUCCCAGAUGUCUUCACCCCGCUGUCCCCAAAAUCUCCUCCUAUGGUGGACCCACAGGGCCCUCACUCCACCUGGGGCCACUGUGAGGGAAGUCCUCCCACACUUACUCCCAGAACCGAGGCCUCCACAGCAGGAAACAUCCUGGCUGGCUCCAUUGAAGAACCAGGGGACGAAGGCCAUAACCCUGUCGAUGUCAAGGGCAUGCUUUCUGCAACAGAGAGCAGUUGGGCGCCUGUCCCGUUUUCAACACCAGCUGAAGCUGUCGAAUGGGGGAUGACUUUUGAAUCUUCUCCUCCACCGGCAGAGACAAAGACCUCCUCCACUAACAGACUGAGCUCUCUUGAGAAAACACCAGUGGAAGCAAAUGGCCUGGUAUCGGGAUCAUCCAAUUCCUGUCCAGUGAAGAAAAGACUUCUCUCCUCAAGUGAUACAGGAGAGUCCUGCUCAGAGGAUGAGGGUCCAUCUACAUCAAAACGCAGUCGGCUGGCACUGUUGGCACCGGGGCUCGGAUUAGCAUCCUGUCGCAGCACUGAUGCCAAGGGUGCACCCUUCUGGAACCAUCUACUGCCAUCAGCAAGGGAGCACACCAAGACUGCUACAGACUGUUCACGAUCUGGGAGAAGGCUCAAAGUAGGGAGUCGACUCAAAUCUCGACAGUUACGCAGUGGACGCCGAACAGACACCAGUCGCUCCUGUAGUUCAAUCUCCUCUUUAUCCUCCAUUAGCAGACCUCUUCUCGGCAACUUUGAGGAGUCGAUUCUGAAGGGUCGUUUUACUCCAUCUGGGCGGAUAGAGGGCUUCACAGCAGAGAUCGGGGCUAGCGGCUCCUAUUGCCCGCAGCAUGCCACCUUACCUGUGCAAGUGACUUAUUAUGACACCUCGGAGCACAGUGCCCCUUCUCCCUUCCUGGGGGUGAUCUUGCUAGAACCACUUGGAAAAAAAGGAUACAGCGUACCCAAAGCAGGGACCAUUCAAGUGACCUUAUUUAACCCCAAUAAGACUGUGGUUAAAAUGUUUUUGGUGACAUAUAAUUUUGGGGACAUGCCCGUCAAUCACAUGACCUUCUUGCGCCAUCGUAUCUUCCUGGUGCCUGUGGAUGAGGCGGAGGGGAAGGAGGGCUCACUGUCUGACAGAAAGAAGAUUCUCUGCUACUUGAUACACCUCAGAUUCCAGAGUUCCAAAUCUGGGAAAAUCUACUUGCACAAUGAUAUCCGGCUGCUAUUCUCCCGCAAGUCCAUCGAGGUGGACUCUGGGAUUCCUUACGAGCUGAAAUCUUUCACCGAGGUGCCAAGAAACCCCAAAUACUCCCCCAGAGUGUGAGAUCGGGAUGCCCUGCAUUAAUAAAGAUUGCAAGACAAGAGAUCCCUAUACACUUGAACACAGACACACUCAUACAUGCAUACUCAGACACACACACAGAUAUCACACCCUCUUGAGGACCAGCUCUAGAACUGAGUGUGUAACAUGCAUGCCUUGUGACUUAAUUGAGUUUUCCUCUAGUGCUGUUAAACAGUUAAGCUUUGCCCUUGACUCUGCCUGCACCUGCCUCAUUGUGGACCAGUUGUAUCCAUGUCCACCAACCCGCUCUAUUCUAAAAUGUUGGUGAUGGUCAGUAUAUACAGACUUCCUCGAUCAAAGAGGACUGAUGUUGAAUGAGAAUGUAUGGAGGCAAAGCAAAUGGAAAAAGAGACAUCCGAGGAACAGAUUGGAGUUUCAACAGUGGACAUCACUGUAACUUGUCUAGUGUAGGGGAUAAGAAAGUUCUAGAAAGAAAGAGACCAGUGGAACAUAGGACUGAAGGACAUCCAUUCAGUAUCGCCAUUGUGCUUGUAAUACAUGGGUCGUGAAGAGGAGAAUAACUCAUUAUUUUGGACAUUUUCUCUUUUUGGAAGGGCAGUUUGGAGGACAUUGCUGUUCCAACUACUUCUUCUGAACAGUCCAACAUCAGAGCAGAAAACAAACUGUAGUAUUUAUGUUCGCAAAUGUCUUAAAAAAAAAAAAAAAGCAAUAUGCUGCACAACUAGACUAAUUUCAGUUUUUUUGGAGGUAGUAGGUGCCCUCUCUGUUAGGAUGGAGGGAAAAGAUUGCCAAGUGAGUGAUGGCGGGAACGGGAGGGAAUUUAGGGUAUUUAAAAUGUUCUUGAUGUAUAUUUUAAAAAUUGAUUAAACUCUGCGACUUGCGGGUGAAACUAGUGUUUGACCGUA
This is a messenger RNA of Carassius gibelio (silver crucian carp), 3773 nucleotides long. RefSeq names its product protein FAM214B. The transcript is spliced from 11 exons. Lineage: Eukaryota; Metazoa; Chordata; Actinopteri; Cypriniformes; Cyprinidae. The record is from RefSeq and is a predicted model, not a curated record. Bases 859 to 2889 code for a protein of 676 amino acids.